AUGGAGGAGCAUCUCCGACAGCAGAAAACUGAGUCUUCUCCGCAACAAAUUGAAAUGAUACUCCAAUCGGAGGAGGAUUCCAGUUUAGUAACACGCCUUAUAGCGGAACGGAUUCGCUAUGAGGAACAAAAACGGCAGCAGGAAAUAGAAUGCUCAACAUUAGCUGCCGUAAGUUUCAGGAUCCCCACUGAACUGAUCGAUUUAUUGCUUGGAGUGGAGGAUCAACGGGCGCUUCUAAUAGCGUUCCAAACUGAAACAGAAUUCAUGUUACCACGCCGAUUUCAGAGUUCCACGUUCACAAUCAACGGAUAUGAGCAUAAUAUCCGCAAAGCUUUGCGGAUGAUUGAGGAAAUUAUCAAUGAAGAGUGUUGCAAUUCACAUUCACCAACUUAUGCUUUUGUUCCUGAUCCAAAUGUGGACGAAAGUGGAACCGAUUUCAUCCUGUGCAAUGGACCAAUUCAUGAAGCAAGGUAUAGGCCUGGAAGAGAGGGAAUGCAUCGAGGUUGA
Messenger RNA from Brugia malayi, 507 nucleotides. RefSeq lists its product as uncharacterized. The record is from RefSeq and is a predicted model, not a curated record. Gene Ontology annotation, molecular function: RNA binding. NCBI's taxonomy places the organism in Eukaryota, Metazoa, Nematoda, Chromadorea, Rhabditida, Onchocercidae. The transcript is spliced from 4 exons. The coding region runs from base 1 to 507 and encodes 168 amino acids.